Toxorhynchites rutilus septentrionalis is the source of this 995-nucleotide messenger RNA. Its product is annotated as armadillo-like helical domain-containing protein 3. The transcript has 3 exons. Gene Ontology annotation, cellular component: cytosol. The record is from RefSeq and is a predicted model, not a curated record. Gene Ontology annotation, biological process: regulation of Golgi organization. Lineage: Eukaryota; Metazoa; Arthropoda; Insecta; Diptera; Culicidae. The coding region runs from base 89 to 805 and encodes 238 amino acids.
CAUGUGUACUUAUUGGCGAAGCACAAUUCAUAAGAAACCAAAAGUGUAAACACGAGUUAAAUUGGCUCCAGUUCAAUUAAAAUCUGAUAUGUUGAAGAAAAAAUCAGAUCUUGUUUCUAAACGCCCGAAAGAAAAGGUCGUAUGCAUCUACGAACUUUUACUGAAUGGCGAGAAAAUUGACGAAAAUCCUGGUUUUUGGGAGAACUUCUUUUUGUUGCAACCUAAUUGCGAGUUUUUGGAGCAAAAACUACAAAAAAUGGAGUAUUCAGAGUUAUCUGCUAUAGAGACUAACUUGUUGUUAUUGUUCAAAAACUGUGUAGUGGCUCUCGAUUCCGACAACGUAAAAAGAAUAAAUAACUCAAUAGUGACAAUUAGUAUAUUAGUUCUGGUCAUGUUUAAAAAAAGGAAUACUGAACCAAAUCAUACAUUUUUAAUUGCCUGUGAAAACGAUGUUGAAUAUGGCAUAAGGAAAAUAAUCGAAAAAAUCAAAGUAUUACUAGUGAAUGACAACUACGAUACUACAAGAUAUUAUUGCAUAAAAUUGCUUUUCAUCGUGAUCACCGGCAGAAACAAUUUGAGCCAAAAUAUUCUUCUCGAAUAUGGUAUGGUUGAUAAUUUGUUCGAUCCUCUCAUAAAAAUAUUGAGUGAUCCUUCCUCAAGACAGGAACACGGACAUGAUAUUGUAACAUUGAUUACGCUUCUGAUCAACUAUAGGAAAGAUGAAGGAUCUAAUCCGUAUAUUGUGAAAUUAUCACUUCUCGACGAUGAGUUGGCGUUGAAUGGAUACCGUAUUAUUGUGCAGUAAAAGGAUGUGGAAACAAGGUUCUCAUAACGAAAAAUAACCCGGACAUUGUUUACCACACUUUUCUCCGAGAUGGAGAUAAAAAUCAAGGUAUAUGCUCACGUCAUUUCCAUAGCAGCAGCUACGAUGACCGACAUCAAAUGCGCCAUGAACUUAAUGGUACGAGAAAAUAUAGGAUGUUGAAUUCCAAAGU